AUGCCAACCCUUUCCGGACUCUAUACCUCGUUCUCUGGUCGAACGCUGACCAUCGAUGAAGGAAACCGGCUUAUUCUCCUCCCGAAGGAUGGUCGGCCUGAUACCAUCGACAGUCUCCGAGCGGAUGGCGAGUUCUGGCUAUGUCGCAAUGAUGGCUUGAUUGGAAAGUUCGGGAACCCUACCAAGAUUGUUUUCCAGGACCAGGAUCAAGGAUAUCAUAUUUGGGUUGAGCCGCGUGGCUUCAGCGACGGAGCAAAUGAGUAUGGCCUGAUCCCCAUUUUGCCCGGAGGAGAAUACAGCAACCGUUUCUUGGCUGUCAAUGAUGCUCUUGACCGACUGGAGGUUGUCGAUUCCUGGACACGGGAGGCGAUGUUCCGGUGUGUAGAGUAGCCACCUGGGCUCAGAGUCAUGCUACAGCUCGGCGGAUUUAUUCUUGCUCCUUGUCCAAGACACUCGAUUUUGCAUUGUGAAUAUGAGAUGAAACUUGCUUUGGCUGCCAUUGUCUCAUAUUGUUGGGGUUACGGUCCUAUAGGUGGUGCAAUCAAGGUUACAUCUGACGGCGCCCAGUCCGUGCGCCGACCACGCAUGCAUGUCUAAGCAAUUCUCGGAGAAAAUCCUACUGGAUGG
Aspergillus heteromorphus CBS 117.55 is the source of this 627-nucleotide messenger RNA. RefSeq lists its product as uncharacterized. The transcript is spliced from 4 exons. The coding region runs from base 1 to 390 and encodes 129 amino acids. Lineage: Eukaryota; Fungi; Ascomycota; Eurotiomycetes; Eurotiales; Aspergillaceae. The record is from RefSeq and is a predicted model, not a curated record.